AUGGUUGUUUUGAUCUCCACAAACGGAGUAGCAUCAAUGAAUUUGCAUGAGACCUCUUCAAUAUCUGAUAAAACAGUAAAUGUUGUUGGUGACAAGUGCAGCAAGUUAAGUAUUGAAAUAAGCCAAAAUAUGACUGGCCUAAUUGGUGGUAUUCCAGAACACAGCGUUGUGAUUGCAAAUACAUGUGUGAGUGAUUGUGUCAUCUCUAAUAUUCAUGUUGCAUGUGGCAAGUUCAGUUCUGCGAUACUUAUCAACCCAACAACGUUUAAGCGUCUCGAAUACAAUGAUUGUCUUGUUAAUAAUGGACAACCUUUAUCUGGAGGAGCUGUUAUUUCCUUUAAGUAUGCUAAUACAUUUCCUUAUGAGCUCUCUGUUUCUAACGCAAUGGUAGUUUGUAAAUGA
Trifolium pratense (red clover) is the source of this 402-nucleotide messenger RNA. RefSeq names its product protein TAPETUM DETERMINANT 1-like. The transcript has 2 exons. The record is from RefSeq and is a predicted model, not a curated record. The coding region runs from base 1 to 402 and encodes 133 amino acids. Lineage: Eukaryota; Viridiplantae; Streptophyta; Magnoliopsida; Fabales; Fabaceae. Gene Ontology annotation, biological process: cell fate determination.